Molecule: messenger RNA, 1134 nt
Organism: Helianthus annuus (common sunflower)
Lineage: Eukaryota; Viridiplantae; Streptophyta; Magnoliopsida; Asterales; Asteraceae
Product: serine/threonine-protein phosphatase 7 long form homolog
Exons: 2
Coding region: 1-1134 (377 amino acids)
Biological process (GO): meristem maintenance; meristem development
Source: RefSeq, a predicted model, not a curated record
AUGGCGAUUCGUUAUAGUGGUGGUCCCCUAAACAGGGAGUUGUUGUUUCUUAGUGGUACAGGAGACCACAGAGCCAAUUACAUUUUUUCGGAUCCUACGGCAUUGGCAGACGAUGGGUUAUUACGAGUUAGAAGAGGAAACGAGAAGCUAUGGAAUUUUAUUCGGCGGGAAAAACCCUUUCCACCCAAAGUUGCUGAAUAUAUAACUUUGGCUGGUUUUGCUGGAGUUAUCAUGGUUGAUAACCGAAGGAUUGAUAACGGGUUGAUAUCCACCUUAGUAGAAAGAUGGCGGCCUGAAACGAGCACAUUUCAUAUGCCAUUCGGAGAGGUAACAAUAACCCUACAGGAUGUGGAAGUCUUGUGGGGUUUAAAAGUUGACGGCCAGGAGGUUUGUGGCACUGAUGAGAGUUAUACAAUAUCUGAGAUUCAGGAAAAAAUUUAUAGUUUAACUGGAAUUUUUUUGGAGGAUAAAGCUAUUUUAAACAAUAGAAAAAUUAACAUGCCAUAUGUUUUAAAUGCUUUAAAGUCAAUAGUUUUUCCCGAAAAUCCAACUGAUCACGAAUGUCUUCAACGCGCCCGGACGAUUAUUUAUCUUCUAAUUGGUUCUCAUUUAUUCCCUAGUUGUGGGUCUCAGUGGGUCGAUAUUAGAUAUAUAGGCUUCUUAGAAGAUUUGUCCGUAUGUGGGGUGUACAGUUGGGGAGGUGCGGUUUUGGCCUAUUUGUAUAAUCAACUAACCCGGGCCACAAGUAUUAGAACCCAUGAGAUUAGUGGUGCGGUGUUUCUGUUACAAUUAUGGGCAUGGGAAAGACUGCCUUGCACAAAACCCAAGUUGGACAGAAACAUAAACUGGAAUAGAUCGUAUGGUGCUAGGUGGCAAGAGUUUAAGUUGAGUCAUACGGAUACAACAUCACACGUGUUGAAGGCAUACCGGUCUCAAUUUAAUUCCUUGUCAGAGACCAACUUCAUUUGGACCCCGUAUGACGCGAUUCUUUCAAGAUUACCAGAAAUGUGUCGAAGUGGUGAAGGUUGCUGGAGGAGCGAGACCCACCUUAUUUGUUGGAAUGUUGUGGAACUACAUGCUCCAAGUCGGGUGUUGAGGCAGUUUCACAUGUUUCAACCGAUCCCUGAUCCCUGA